UCUAUGGUGUCACAAUCUGACUUGCUAAUGCAAAUUCAAAGCUAUUCUUUCACAAUUGCACAGCUGCUGGUUUGUUUUGAGGCCUUACUACUCCCCUGGUCGUGGGGCUUUCUUCUCAUAAGUUGAACAUUUCAUCUAAAUUGAUCAGUGACUGUUGCUGGGACCAGCACAGAAAGAAGUAAUUGGGACACAAUGGAGAAUUCUGCACUUCAAUUCCUCAGAAAUAGACAACAUUGGGCUCUUUAGGGGUGGAUGUUGCUUCAUUGCCAACCCUGUGAGGAGUGGAGCUUAUUGGAAAUAUUUUAGCUAGGUUGCAAGAUGCUAAAUUGUUUUGCAAGGCACUAAAGCAUCUUCACCACAAAGUCUAGCUAAAGUUUGCAGUUGAUCUGUCUUGAAGAACUGCCUCGCAUUGGAUUUCUUGCCAUGGAGUUAGAUUUCAACGUAGAAGAGCUGGUUGAUUUGAGUUUCUUAACAGAUGAGGAACUGGAUGUGAUUGUACAAGUACUUUACCGAGACAUGGAGCUCCGUUUAUUGGAAGACCAACGCAUCAAGAAAUUGCAACAAUCGGUUCUCGAUCCCGAGCAGUUAAAAAUCGCAACAGGAGAUUGGUUCAAGGAAGUCCGAGAAAAACGCCACACAGACAAAAAUUUUGGAUCAGACAUUGUCCGUGCUUCUAUACGCAAGAAGAAAAGAACGAAAGGUGAAAGACAGAAAAAAGUGACAAUUAGUGACAAGAAAAUCAUUAUUAAUGAGCAGGGGGAUCAAGAGGUAGAGCAGCAAGAGAAUGUGGACUGUGCUAUAACCAAUGGAGUUAGUCCUGAACAGAGGGACACAGGAAUGGUUGAAGCAGACUGCGAAGAGUCAGAAGUUCAUAACAGGCUGGUUGACAAUGAAGUCGAUGUGACUUCAAAAGAGGAAACCUUAACCUUACCUGCCAACACUGAGACUCAGACAGAUGACAACAUGGCGCCUGAAAGAAAAGUUUAUGCUCCAUGUACUAUGGACGAUGAGGCAUUGAGGACUGAGGAGAGCAACAUAUCAGUCUCUACUAUUACAGUGCAGAGUAGUGACGGGAUUGAUGGUGACAGUUGGUCCCAGCACAGCGAUGAGUGCAGAGUGCCAACAAAAGAUGUGGAUGUUAACAGCUCGCUGUCCAGUUUCCAAUCCGCUGCUACUCAGAUAAAUGACAACAUGGCCCCUGAAACAAAAGUUUAUGCUCCAUGUACUAUGGACGAUGAGGCAUUGAGGACUGAGAAGAGCAACAUAUCGGUCUCUACUAUUACAGUGCAGAGUGGUGACGGGAUUGAUGGUGACAGUUGGUCCCAGCACAGCGAUGAGUGCAGAGUGCCAACAAAAGAUGUGGAUGUUAACAGCUCGCUGUCCAGUUUCCAAUCCGCUGCUCUCAGUGGCAGUAUUAUGAGCUUGUACAGCAAUGCUGAUGUUGGAUGUGUCGAUGUGAGAGGCAGUAUCACUUUCUCACUCCAUUUUGAUGAAAACAGUCUUGAGUUCAAAAUUCAUGUGGUGCAAUGUGAUGAUCUAGCUGCAGUCAAGAAAAAUCGUUCUGACCCUUAUGUGAAGAGUUAUCUUCUCCCAGACAAAUCAUCCCAAAGCAAACGUAAAACCUCAGUGAAGAAGAAAACCCUGAAUCCUACAUUUAAUGAAUGGUUAAAGUACAAACUGGGGAAAGAUGAGCUGCAGAGUCGGACUCUAAGCAUCUCCGUGUGGCACAGUGAUCACUUUGGGCGCAACCUCUUGUUGGGAGAGGUGGAGAUCCCACUUGCCUCAUGGGAUUGGAGCAAUAUCAAACCUACAUCCUACAUCCUACAGCCACGGAUUGCUGCUCCACCAAACAUGAUCCGAAGCAAAGGUCAACUUUCCUUGUCACUGAAAUUCAUUCCAGCGGGAACCUACGAUCAGGGGCUGCCUCCCACCGCAGAGCUGCACAUCUGGCUGAAGGAAGCACGGAAUCUCAUCCCAUUUCGAUCCAAGGGCAUCAACUCCUUUGUCAAAUGUUAUAUUCUCCCAGAUGUCACUAAGUCCAGCCGACAAAAGACCAGAGUGAUAAAGAAAGAUUUGAACCCUGUCUAUAACCACACAAUGGUAUAUGAUGGCUUUCAGACAGACGAUAUGAGUGAGACCUGCGCCCAGAUCACUGUCUGGGAUCAUGAUACCUUUUCCAACCAGUUCCUGGGAGGAUUGCGUCUCAGUCUUGGAACAGGUCUCAGCUAUGGCCAACCUGUCAACUGGAUGGAUUCAAAUGAGGAAGAGAUUUCUGCAUGGCAAAGAAUGCUUUCGGGACCUGGGCAGUGGAUGGACUCCAUAUUACCACUCAGACCCGACAUGGAUUCUAUGGAAUAAUCACAGCACAAAGUGCUACUCCAAAAAAUAAUCAAUAGUCUGUGUGACCUAGCCUGUCCUCCAAGGAUAUUCUGGGUGGGUCACAGGCUCCCAAGAUAGGGAACCAAAUUCAUCUGGGAUACUAUUGAGUUUUGAGUUUAGCAGUUUGGCACUAUUGGGGUUAGCAAAAAACACAUGAGAUUCAGGGAUUAAGCUGAAAAGGUAGCAAUUUGGACUGUACCAUCUAGUAACAUAUUGAUACCUCUCUAUUAGUAGGGUCUCUGUGACAGGGCCUGGAUUAGACAGGGCCUAGGCUAGGGAAUAAGACCAUGCAGGCUCUGACAAUCUUGCUUCCAUCAGCUCUGUAAUAGGCAUGUGUCCAUCAGCAGUUGCUACAUGAAAGCUUUUCCAAUCAUGCAGAAUCGUUCUCUUUCUCACCGUCUCCUUAUCCUCAACUUCUCUAAGGAAACUUUUACUGGGAAUUAUUUCUUUAGUUUUGAUUGGUAAAUUGGCAGUGACCUGUCCUGCAUUCAGAGAUCCUUACGUUGAAAGAUUUUUAAAAAAUGAUAAUCUUUUUAACAUAGAAAUUAUAGCCAUUCUAUAAAAUUCUUUUGUUUCCUAAACCUGUCCAGGUAGGAUAGUGAAGCUCAAAAUUUCAAACAAGCUUGAUGUGUGAUGCUGGUUGAUACUGAGGAGUUCUUGGAAAUUAUCCCAUUAAAAUUGAUGUCCGUUGAUCAGAUGUAUCAUCAAAGCUUCUGUUGGGUUACUGUCACUUUUAACAUCUUAUUUAUAAUAGAUACCUUCUCCGGCUCAGCAACCCUCCAAGUUCCCUAUGUUCCUCCAGUUCUCCCAUUUCAGCAUCCUUGAAUUUCCAUGCCUCACCAUUGGCAGCCCUGUCUUCAGCUGUCCAGGCCCUAUGCUCUGAAGUUCCAUCAAUAAACCUCUUCACCUUUCCUCCUUUAAGUCAUUAGUUAAAAGCCAACUCUUUGACCAAGCUUUUAUUCUAAUAUCUCUUCCUUCGGCUCAAUAUUAAUUUAUGUCUGAUUUACACUCUUGUGAAGCACCUUGGGAUGUUUUGCUACAUUAAAGGUUAAAUCUAAAUGUAAGUUAUUGUUGUAUUAUACAUCCUCCUGUCAUGUGGCUGCAGAACAGAUUCCUGCAUUUUGUUGUCAUUGGUUGAGAUCUUCGUAGAUUUUUUAUGACCACAAACCCCCCUCCAAGUGACUUUUUUAGUGAUUUCAUAAGAUGUUGUGGAUCUCAUUUCAGACACAUCUCUGGUAAGGUUACAGAGCCUCCAAGCUCUCAGUAUAACACCUGUCUCCCAACCUGGUGCCUGAAGACCCCAGAGGGACUCCAUUUUGAGCCCAGAGAGAUCUGGAGACCCCCACCCUCGCACUUCCCCAACUUGUCCCCAGCCUGUUUGCUGUUGUGAUAACGCUGCCUUCAUAUUAAAUGUUGUAAUAUUUAUCUCCGUGGAAUUAAUAAUUUAGUAUUAGUUUAACCCCUUUAACUUUCUGGUUUGGUAUUUUCCACAAGCAUUUUUGAAUGACAAAUAAAUGAAAAUGAAAUAUUA
Carcharodon carcharias (great white shark) is the source of this 3910-nucleotide messenger RNA. RefSeq names its product synaptotagmin-like protein 1. Gene Ontology annotation, biological process: intracellular protein transport; exocytosis. NCBI's taxonomy places the organism in Eukaryota, Metazoa, Chordata, Chondrichthyes, Lamniformes, Lamnidae. The transcript has 18 exons. Gene Ontology annotation, molecular function: small GTPase binding; neurexin family protein binding. The record is from RefSeq and is a predicted model, not a curated record. Bases 424 to 2358 code for a protein of 644 amino acids. Gene Ontology annotation, cellular component: plasma membrane; exocytic vesicle.